GAUGUUUGGGAAGAGGAGGCAACAUGGCGAACACAUACAAAAUGACCAAUCGAGACAUCCAGCAGCUGAUUCUUCUGAGAGCCAGUAAUGCUGCCAUUUUCACCGGGAGGAAGAACUCUGCAUUGAGAGGAUGGAGAGCAAUAAAAAGAGAGCUGGGGCUUCAGGGGUUGAUGUCGGCUCGUCAGCUCAAGAAGAAAUGGGACAACCUGAAUCAGAAGUACAAGGUGAUCAAAAACCCUCCUGAAGGCGAGAAUCCCAAGAACCCUGCAGCCUGGCCCUGGUUUUAUUUGAUGGACGAUGCAGUGAGCGGCCGACUGGACAACGCCGCUAAAGUCAUCGAACUCCUCCCCAUUGACGACGAAAAACAUGAAGCGGACCUACCCUACCGCCCCUGCUCUGACUCGGAAGAAAUCAUCAGCGCUUUGAACGUCGAAAUGGCCCCAAUCGAAAGCGAAGAAGACGUCGAGAUGAUUGACAAAAGCGGGAACUACGAAGAAGGGACUAAAAAACCAGACGAAACCGCGCCGCAAGCUCCGAAAAUAACGGUUAAAAGGCUGGAAAGUGUGCCAACCAUGCCCAAAAACACCCAGACAAAAACAGAACCAAACACACAACCUUCACUGCUAUACGCAACGCUUUUACCAGAUUCUACGGCUUCAGUUGCAAGUAAAGUUCCUACCACCUCUGCUCAAAGUAUAGUGGUGCAAGCUAAACCUGUCAAUAAUACUAGUACGCAAAAUGGCCAACCAACUACAGUACUUUACGCGACUUUGCUACCAGAUUCAACCGCUACUACAUCGAACAGUGGUACUAGAAAUUGCCUUGCAUCAAAUCGGAAUAUCGCUUUGGAAGUUGCAGAGUUAAAUAAAAAGUUAUUGGAAUAUAAAAGGGAGAAAAAGGUGCUGGAAAAAGAACAAGCCGAGUUUGACAAAGAGUUGAUCAAUUUGGAAAGCGAGAGGGAGCAGUUAAACAGAGAAAGGCAGGCAUUAGACUUGGAGAAAAUUGAAAACGAGCGCGAUAGGGCUUUGCUUGACAAAAACAGAGCCAAUUUGGAAAGGGAGAAAGCUGGAGUGGAGAGGGAUAAGGUUUUGUUGGAUCGCGAUAGGGCAUAUCUAGAACGAGACAGAGCGAUUUUUGAACGAGAUAAGAUUUUCUUGGACAAAGCAAAAGAAGAUUUCGAAAGACAGAAGGAUACGAUCAGGGAUCAAACUACAGCCCCUGCAUCUGGGGUUGAAAAGGGGCGAAACGACGGAGUUGCAACAGAGGGAGAGGAACGCAUGGAUGUCACAGAAAAACACAACGAUUUGACAGACAAAGUUUUAGAAAUCUUGACAGCAGAUGGAGACCAAGAAGAAACAAGGCAUAGGUUUGCUACUUUAGUUAAAAAACUGUGCGAAAAAAUGUAAAACUGUAAAGUAAGUGUAAAUGUAAAAAAAAAAAAAAAACUUAAAAUAUAGUUGUUGUACUUUAGAAUAGCUCACUCAACUAAAAGAAUAGCUAGUUUAGGGCUGCAGUGAUUAAUCAACUAAUCUUGACUAAUCGACAAUAAAAAAAAAAAUAUAAGAAUUGUAUUUUGAUAAUUGGUAUCGGAACAAUACAGAUCCUAAAAUAUAUAAAAAGACCUGUUUAUAACAUAUAACACAAGAUGGUGGGAUUGUUUAAUUAAAAUAUGUAGCUUAACCUCCUGUACUGUAUUUGAAUUUCAUCAAUAGUACACUUCUUUCAUAAAUAUUUUCGAAGUUUUUCAGUGCAGUAAAAAAGCCAAAAUUUAAAAACUACUGCUUUUUUGCCAAAAGUUACACACUGUUACUUUAAAUUUAUGUGACAUUUGUACUUUAUUUUUAGGUGAUCAAAAAUAUUCACUAUAUUUCAACCUUUAUUUGGUUGAUAACAUAUUUAAAGGGCCCAUGUUACACUGUUUAAAGAUCUAUGUUAUAAUGUUGUUUCCUCAUCAAAAACAUAACCGGAGUUGUGUUUCGUUUUUUUCAUACAUGUUAAACAUCUUCACUAGAAUCAUUUAGAUCUUGUAAACCCUAAAAUUGCUAAUCUCUCCUACCACUUCAUGACAUCACAGGGUGGAACAGAGCUGUAGGGCUGUAGACCGACUAAUAAUAAAGGAUUACUCAUAUGUGUGCAUGAAACAAAACACAACUCCAGGUAUGUUUUUGAGAAGGUAACAACAUUCUUAAAGCUCACAAGAAUCAAUUUUGCAUAAUAUAGGACCUUUUAUUUCUACCCUAACCCAGUAAUUUUUUUUUUUCUUUCUGUACUAAUUGAGAAAUAUUUGCAUAAAACCUCAGUUUUAUCUUGCAUUAUUAGUUUACCAAACUAAAUGUAAAUAAAAAUUGCAAUGCCUUAUUACAUCUUAUGGGUGGUGAGCUAUUCUAGUGUUAUCAAACAUUUACAUUUCAAAAAAAAUUUUUACAAAAUGACAAAUGAAAAGUCAUAUAACAGCUUACUGUAAUAUUUGGGUCAUUUUCUUCAGAUUUCAUUUGGAUUUAUGGUGUUUUUGAUUAAUUGUGUCAUAAUGGAAUAGCCUUCGGAACAGCACAAUAUCUAAAAGUCAUAUGUAUUGAUGCAUAAUUUGAAAAAUAAUUAGUAUAUUAAUGAGUUAUGGUUGGUUAGCUAAUUUGGUGCUCUUGAGUUAUCCAAUAUUUGUGACUGAUCACUGUCUCAAACUCUCAGUUGUAUAGAUGAGAAGAAGGCUGAGCUUUGGUUUGUAAAAU
This is a messenger RNA of Boleophthalmus pectinirostris (great blue-spotted mudskipper), 2726 nucleotides long. RefSeq lists its product as uncharacterized. The coding region runs from base 24 to 1406 and encodes 460 amino acids. NCBI's taxonomy places the organism in Eukaryota, Metazoa, Chordata, Actinopteri, Gobiiformes, Gobiidae. The transcript has 4 exons. The record is from RefSeq and is a predicted model, not a curated record.